Acanthisitta chloris (rifleman) is the source of this 231-nucleotide messenger RNA. It is a transcript of the gene CSTB, whose product is annotated as cystatin B (stefin B). The transcript has 2 exons. The record is from RefSeq and is a predicted model, not a curated record. Gene Ontology annotation, cellular component: cytosol. Lineage: Eukaryota; Metazoa; Chordata; Aves; Passeriformes; Acanthisittidae. Gene Ontology annotation, molecular function: cysteine-type endopeptidase inhibitor activity. The annotation marks the transcript as partial.
GUGAAAUCUCAGCUGGAAGAAAAAGAAGGGAAAACCUUUGAUAUCUUCUCUGCAGUGGAGUUUAAAACUCAAGUGGUUGCUGGAACAAACUACUUCAUUAAGGUCCAUAUUGGCAACGAUGAGUUCAUGCACCUGCGGGUGUUCCAGAGCCUUCCCCACGAGAGGAAGCCGCUGAGCCUGCACAGUUACCAGGGCAGCAAGACGAAGCACGACGAAUUGGCUUAUUUCUAG